AUGGCAACCCGUUUUGACGACCUUGAUGUGUUCGUUUCUUUCAGAUCUUUUGAUGUACAGCCCAGCUCUGAAGGACUAGAGACUUCUUCAGAACCCAUUCCUUCUUCGGGUAGCAGUCAUAGGCCUGCUGCUCAACCUGCGUUAUAUGCAAGGGCUCCUGCGCAGUUUUCCGUGCUUACAGAACCCUCCUCUGACAGUCUUUACGAGGCAACCUGCCCUGCAUCCCAUCAGAGAGGCCACGCAUUUGGCUUUCAGCCCCUCUAUGUUUCUUAUAUUCCUCAGAAUCCCUGUAAUACCGCAGACCUCGGCUCAAGCCCUGAUCCUACCUCUUCUUAUCCUUGUCAUAGCUCUGUUCACAGCUCUGGCUCUGGCCCUUGUGCUCCUGCCCAGAGCUCCGAGCCUAGCCAGGGCUCAGGUCCCACCUCUGGGCCUGUUCCUGCCUCUGGACCUAGUCUUGUCUCUGGACCUGAUUCUGCCUCUGGACCCGAUUCUUCUGGGUCUGGACCUGCUCUUCCUCCUGGACCUGAACCUUCUGGACCUGGUCCUAAGCCUGGCCCCUGCGUUCCUCAAGCACUCAGAUGCAUCCCAAUAGAUCUGCUCCCUAAUUAUGAUACAUGGUGUCAGCACUUACACUGGAAGCCACAACACUCCUGGGAGCCUCUACAAGUCUCAGAGCCUGGAGCAAGAGGGCCAUGUAAACCUCCAGAAGUUGAAUCUGAGGAAAUUCUCUGUAAAACACGGCCACGUGGCCAGUGCCUCCUCUACAACUGGGAGGAAGAGAGAGCCACCAACCAGCUGGAUCAAAUCCCACCAUUACAAGAUGGCUCUGAGAGUUACUUCUUCCGACAUGGACACCAGGGUCUGCUGAGCAUGCAACUUCAGUCACCCAUGUCCUCUAGCACCACCCAGAAAGACUCAUACCAGCUCCCAAGACACGCCUGUCAGCCACUUCGAGGGAAGCGUGAAGCCAUGCUGGAGAUGCUCCUGCACCAUCAGAUCUGUAAAGAGGUGCAGACAGAGCGGGAGCCUACAAGGAAGCUCUUUGAGACGGAGUCAGUAACACAUCAUGACUACAGAGUGGAGUUGGUACGAGCAGGGCCUCCUGCCCCAACAAAGCCUCAUGAUUACCGUCGGGAACAACCUGAAACCUUCUGGAUACAGCAAGCAGGACGACUACAGGGUGUCAGUGACAUCAGGACACUGGAUACACCAUUCCGGAAGAACUGCAGCUUCUCAACACCAGUGCCCUUGUCUCUGGGGCAGCCUUUGCCUUACGAACUGGAGAACGGCCCCCACCAAAUGGGGGUAAUGUCUUCCCUUGCCUGUCAGGGAGGAGGGCAGGGGUAUGGAAGGAAGUGAACAACUCCAGUCUAAGAAUUGAGGAGGGAAGCAGACAUGGGGUUUGGAAUCUCUUUCUGUUUAUACUACAGAGGUAGUUUGGAUGGAGUUGAUUCUCUGUCCUUGAUGAGAGGUUUUACAUAAAGCACUCUCAUCCUGAA
Messenger RNA from Grammomys surdaster, 1499 nucleotides. It is a transcript of the gene Spag8, whose product is annotated as sperm associated antigen 8. The transcript is spliced from 7 exons. NCBI's taxonomy places the organism in Eukaryota, Metazoa, Chordata, Mammalia, Rodentia, Muridae. Gene Ontology annotation, molecular function: microtubule binding. The record is from RefSeq and is a predicted model, not a curated record. The coding region runs from base 1 to 1359 and encodes 452 amino acids. Gene Ontology annotation, cellular component: nucleus; cytoplasm. Gene Ontology annotation, biological process: positive regulation of transcription by RNA polymerase II.